Salvelinus fontinalis (brook trout) is the source of this 3458-nucleotide messenger RNA. RefSeq names its product meiotic nuclear division protein 1 homolog. Gene Ontology annotation, molecular function: double-stranded DNA binding. The transcript is spliced from 6 exons. NCBI's taxonomy places the organism in Eukaryota, Metazoa, Chordata, Actinopteri, Salmoniformes, Salmonidae. Gene Ontology annotation, biological process: reciprocal meiotic recombination. Bases 2325 to 2813 code for a protein of 162 amino acids. The record is from RefSeq and is a predicted model, not a curated record.
CCUGCUGAUUUUGUACGUUUGCCCACUGACAAAGAAAUGAUCAGUCUAUAAUUUUAAUGGUAGGUUUAUUUGAACAGUGAGAGACAGAACAACAACAAAAAAAUCAUGUCAAAAAUGUUAUAAUUUGCAUUUUAAUGAGGGAAAAACACUGGGUAGUGGAGGGUAAACUCACCUUUUUUAACACCAAACCGGACAAGCCCGUGCGCAUCGCAAAAUACAUUUACGCAGACACACACCAACGAGCAUAUGCGUUGCCAGGUGCUAAUAGGCUGACCACACCACUCGCGUUGCAAAUUAAUGUAGAAAUCUAUGUUAUUCAAUUAUUGCACCAUACUGCUCGGCGGUCUGCGUUGCCAAGGGCUAAAAAUAGAACUCCUUUCUAUUUCUGAUGCAGAUCGCGGUGCAAGUCCUGCCUUUCCCAUCUCCUCAUUGGUUUAUAGAAGCAGGUACCCAAGUGCCAUCUCCUCAUUGGUUAUACCCACGUGGGUGAUUGAAAGACCAGGUCAGUGGCCGUAAUGCACCUAAUCUAUGAAAGUUGCCAAUUGCAAUAUAAAGUCAAGAGAAGAAAAAGCCUGGAAGGAAGAGAGAUGACUACAAACGAUUCGAUUGACAGAUUUAUGUGUGGAUUCAUUUUCGUAGAGGACCUUGUGCAUUCCAGGUAAAAUAACUCAAUAUGUAUAUCCCAGGACAAAUUAGCAACAGCAAGCUAUCUAUCUAAAUAGGACAAAUUAGCUAGCUAAAUUGCCAUGUUUAAUGCUUUUCGACCUGUCCCCAAAUUAAUAUAAUUGGUUGAGUUUGUUUUGAUAUUUCAACCUGUGUGAUCGCUUUUGGUGUGGGGGACAAAAUCAAUUGGCGCACUUGGGCAUAGCACCCACCUUUUGCAGAAAAUGCAUUGAAAGUAUAGGGAGCGUUCACCGCGACCUGCGAUCAGAGUUUACUUGCCACUUUUUUCCCCCACCACUACAUCACUGAUUAUAACCAUAGUCAGUCUUUCCAGGAUUUCGCAAAAUUUUGGGGAUUUCUGCAGCCAAAAAUGCUUCAUUUUUGCUGCAGCUUUUCUGAAUUUCAUUUAGCGAAAAAAAAAUUCACACGUUAAUUUCACAAAGCAACAAAAGUCACAUGUGAUUUUAAGCAGAAUACAUCAUACAAAAACAAUUAGAAACAUCUAAAGUGCUCAAUUCUGUUUAUUUUCCUGAACAAACAGCUCUGUCAUAAUCCACUCACACACCUCUCCAUCAGGCUUGGGGCUUGCUAUCAACGAGAUGCACCUCCCAUUCCUUCCUCUCUCUCCCUCUUAAAAAACCCCAAAUAGGUUCAAAGCUGAUCAAUCACUUUCAAUUUGAUGAUCGAUAUUUCUUUCAAAUAAGUUGUCUUCAAAAUUCUUGUUUGUGAUUUUUCUUCUGAAAGGGUCGUAAGGGAGAUAAAGAACAGAACACGGAAAAAUAGAGUUGUGGUUGAUUGUUAUUACAUUUCUAAAAAAUCCAGAAAGAUUGUGCCUUCGUGAUCCGUAUUAAGUUUUGGAGUUUAAAACGGCAAUGCUGACAAAUUGCACUCAGCGCUUUGAGCAGCGUUCUCCAUUGACACUGGGGAGAGCAGAGUGCCGACCACUCGUGCGAAGAUGAUGGCUGAUUAUUGAUGGCUGACAGGCAGUACAAUAAACAGAAAUCAAUCUCAUUUGCCAACCAAAAAUAACAGCUAACGACAGUGCGAAACAAUUUCCAAAUGUUUUUGGAAUCUAGAGAAAGUCGACAAUCAACAGUCACUUCAAAUCAGCAAAGCAUAUGAGAAUGUUAGAACAGUUCCCGCUGCAGAUCACCAUGACUGAAGUGGUAGCAGGGAAGACUGGCAAACGCUGAAAGACUCAAGGUGAGUGGCGUUUUACUCAAACUUUUACUCCGCUAACCUUAGCUUUAGUAGAGCGGUCGUUUCGCACUGUCGUUAGCUGUUAUUUUUGUUGGCAAAUGAGAUUGAUUUCUGUUCAUUGUACUGCCUGUCAGCCAUCAAUAAUCAGCCAUCAUCUUCGCACGUGAAUACGCUGACAGGCCAGGGGGAAAAAACUUUGUUGACGUGUAUUUGGAUUGGGCCAUUUUCCACAGUAACAGUGCAGUAAUUGGUCAAAAUUACGAACCCGCUUUUGAUUGAACGCUUUUAUGCGCUGAAAGUGCGGGAAUUUGCUAAAAUUGCGAGCUCUCGCGCAAUAUGCGCGGUUUGGUUGAUUUUUUUGGAUUGAAUUAUGCGUACUCAGAAUCCUGGAGGGACUGCAUAGUAGGCUGUACUGUGUAGGACUGUAGCUCUCCUAAACUGACAACAGAUGGCGCCAGGGUAUGAGAGCACCCAUGUCAGUGAAGGAGGUUCUGGUGGAUAACAACAUGGUGGACUGUGAGAGAGUGGGCACCUCAAACUACUACUGGGCCUUCCCCAGCAAGGCCCUGCACGCCCGCAAGCGCAGGUUGGAGGAGCUGGACAAGCAGCAUACCAAGGAGAAACAAAGGAAGAUGUCUCUGCAGCAGGCUGUCGACAAAUCAAAAGUAGGACGUGAAGAAACCGAGGAGCGGGCCACUCUUCUAAAGGAGCUGCAGGCUCUGAGGGAGAAGAGUAGUCAUCUGAAGGCAAAGCUGGAGAAGUACAGGGAGUGUGACCCGGAAGUGAUCGAGGAGAUGAGAAAGUCCAAUGUCACAGCUAAAGAGGCAGUGUCCAGAUGGACAGAUAACGUCUUUGCCAUCAAGUCGUGGGCCAAGAGGAAGUUUGGUUUCGAUGAUGGACGCAUCGAUAAAGCCUUCGGGAUACCUGAAGACUUUGAUUACAUGGACUGACUACACUAUCUGUAAUUUCUAUUAAUUGUUUUUGUUAAUUGAGUGACAGCCAUUGCACACGUUGCAACACAAGUCAGACAUGUUACUUAAAUCCACUCAGACAAGCCCCUCAAAACAGCCUUAUGCUUUUCGUAGUUGACUUGGGGCAGCUGCCAUUUUGACGCUCGCUCAUGGCCCUCGCAGGUGCAAAUGCUGCUUCUGUGGAACUUGAGAAGGCGCUGUGCUAACCUUUUGGCUGUUUCGUCCGUGGUGGGGGGGCCCUACAUUUGGGACACCUGUUCGCAUGAAAAUCAAGAGCCCAGAGUCGUUCACGGAAAUUAGUUGUGUUCAGCACUCUACACACAGAAAAAGAAGCGGCACAUCAAACUCCCAUGCGAUGUUAAAAAUCUGAUCUUAACUGAUUUAAACAGAUGGAAAUGAAAACAGCCACUCAUGUUGUUUUUGCUCUCCCCCUCUCUCUUUUCGUAAUUUACUUUGACAAAAGAAGCAUCUGCCACUGUGGCACUAGGACUGACUGAAUUGUCCUUAUCUCCUGUUUAAAUUAAGACGGAGAGGGUCGUUGUGGACAAAACGUGCUUGGUGAUUGACAACGCAGUGGCGUGGAGAGCAAUGCAAGGAGCACCGAAACACACACGGAAGCGCCAC